Brenthis ino (lesser marbled fritillary) is the source of this 1302-nucleotide messenger RNA. The record is from the annotation of a GenBank genome assembly. NCBI's taxonomy places the organism in Eukaryota, Metazoa, Arthropoda, Insecta, Lepidoptera, Nymphalidae.
AUGAAUGCGAUUUAUCUAGUUCUAUCUCUAUGCGUUUUGCAAGUGCAUUCAAUGGCGCUCACGGGACCAGUUUUAACAAGAUACCGGCCGUGCGAACUUGGAGUGAUUCAUUUCGACAAAAUAACAGAUUUGCUUUGGAGAGGCGAAAUUGAUCUGGAAUUGUAUCAUAAGUUAGAAAGUGUUGAAAUUGAAAUUGGCUUCGAAAAACAAAUUGGGCUCGUUGGGGUAUCGCAUAACAGUACUAUUAUUAUCACCAACAAAUCACACAAUUUUGUAUUCAAACCUAAAGGCGUUAUUCCCAAGAAGUAUUAUUUAUUUACAUCAAUCAAUGGAAGCACAACACUUGAAGUACCCGUCGUAACCAACUUCAGACUGAAUAAUAUGACUCUGUGCAAUGAGCUUGUUAAGGCUGCGCUAACUGUAGAUUCCUUAGACGCUACGAAGCCAAAUGAUAAAGAUUUGCUACAUUACUGUGGAAGGAGACCCAUGGAACAUGGUGAGGUGACUUCAAUGAGAACCGAUUCUAAAUCUGGCGAUUGGCCGUGGCAUGUAGCAAUUCUAAUAAGAAGACCAGAUACGAACCUUGCCAAUUAUCAGUGUGGAGGAAGCGUUUUAUCCAGGACUGCAAUUCUAACGGCUGGCCACUGCAUGUUCCUAAAUGAAAAUCAAAUUGAAACAAGACGAAUCGUCAUUCAAGCCGGCAUUUCAGAUCUAAGAAACGUGAAUGAGACUGGACGACAAACAUUAAACGCUGAGAGAGUAAUUCUGCAUCCGGGUUACAGCAUAGAGCACGCUACUUCAGACCUUGCUAUUGUAGUUGUAAAUAAACUGCACUAUACUGAAUACGUCCAACCCAUUUGUAUUUGGGGGCCAGUGUACGACAAAACUACGCUUUUUGGCAAGCGGGCUGUGGUGGCAGGAUUUGGUACGACUGAACACAAUGUACUCUCCGAUACUCUUAGAGCCACUGACACAGUGAUCCAGAACGACACAACUUGUAUUGCAUAUUCGCCAAAUUUGUAUUCGAAAUUGCUUAAUGAAUUUACAUUCUGUGCCGGCUUCGGUCCUAAUGCCGGUAUUAAUCCUAGAAACGGAGACAGCGGAGGUGGUUUAACGUUUCCAACUAUGCAACCCGACCAUAAAGUGAGUUGGUUCCUUCGAGGUGUAUUAUCCAAGUGCGGCUUAUUAACUGGUCAAAAACUUUGUGAUCCAAAAUUCUAUGUCGUAUAUACGGAUGUCGCCCCUCAUUAUGGUUGGAUAUAUCACAAUGCUGGCUUACGAUACUCUAGUAAUGCUAUUUCA